AUGGGUAGAAGUAAAGUUAGAAAAAUUAAACCAAAAAAAAAAAAACCAAUAAAACUGGAAACGCAGUUUAAUUGCCCUUUUUGUAGUUAUAAGAAAUCAAUUGAUAUAAAAAUGCAUAGAUCAAAAGGAAUAGGUGAAUUAAAUUGUUUAAAAUGUGGAGUAAAAUAUGUAAAUCAAAUAACUAAUUUAGAUGAAUGUAUUGAUGUAUAUAGUGAAUGGGUAGAUAAGUGUCUAGACGUUAAUAAAAAAGGAUGUAAUGAAAUUUAUUUUAAUGAAGAAUUGGAAUCUUUUAAUAACUUAGAGGAAAAAUCAAUUAUUGAUAAUACUUCCAGUUAA
Molecule: messenger RNA, 336 nt
Organism: Plasmodium relictum
Lineage: Eukaryota; Apicomplexa; Aconoidasida; Haemosporida; Plasmodiidae
Product: zinc binding protein, putative
Exons: 2
Coding region: 1-336 (111 amino acids)
Biological process (GO): transcription elongation by RNA polymerase II
Cellular component (GO): transcription elongation factor complex
Molecular function (GO): RNA polymerase II complex binding
Source: RefSeq, a predicted model, not a curated record